GGCGUUUGCAGGUCAGGUCACCUGUGGCCAAACCGGUCUUGAGCGUCCGCAGCGAGCUCUAUUUGUUGCAGGGUGAACGCAGUGGAAUCUAUGAGUGCUCGGCGGCACCUUGCACGAGCGCUGGCCCGGUUGCACACAAUACUGGCCAAAAAAAUGUUCGCGGCAUAAAAAAGUGCGACAGCUAACGGCAUGUAACACACUAGGAAAGCAAGGUAUCAGUCGCGACGUCUCCAAGCCGUCCCUAGCGCCCCCGCAACGGACUCGCAGCGCCCUCAUAGCCCUCCGCCCCGCGGACCAAAGCAAACAAGGCAGCGCCGAGUGCGAGCUGCCAAUCAAACAAGGCAAGCCGCGACCAUGGCUCGGGCAGCCGCCACCACCGGUUAAACGCAUCGAUCCGUCGCAUGGAUCAAUAACAAAACCAACCAGCAGACUACAACAGGGGCAGCAGCCAAAGCAUGGACCCAGCCCAUAGCAAGGCCCUCGACGCCGUGCUGGCACAGAGCCCCACCGACAAAGUAGUAGUGCCGCCGCCGCCGCCGCCCUCCACCAGGGAACGCCCCACACUACAAAGACGGCCCUCGCUCGACGGCGGCGCCGCGCGCCAGGCCGCACAAGACGUCGCCGCCGUCGAAGAGACCGCCGAGCGCAUCGCAGAGGCAAGGGGCUACGCGUCGACCACCGACACGUUGCGAUUAGUCAGUCGUUUGCUGGCCCAGGACGAGACGAUAUGUCGCUGCCGCGGCUCGGAAGUGAGCGGCGGCGGGACCACUAGACAGGGCGCGAACGAACGGUUUAGAGUAAGGGUCGAGUCGAGGCAAGCCGCGGCCCAGAUGCUCGAGGCCAUCCAGCUGCGCACGGCCAAACAAAAGGCCGCAGCGUCGCCCCAAGUCGUCCGCAAGGUACCUGUCACGAGCCCACCGCCAAAAAAGCGGAGCCUCAGCCACAAACUACUAAAGUCGAAACUGCAAGGUAGUAUGGCCAAAGCAGCAUUUAGUUCCGGAGGCAAGGCCCAGGCGACGAAGCGCUUCGAGAAGCAUCUGGGGGCGCGCCUCGACGCGCCUUCGUGCGAGAACGUUCCUGGCCUCGAGAACGGUGCUUCCGUAUUAUGCUGGAAGAACCGCGAGUGGGUUCCUGGCCAUGUUAAGGCGUUCCGAGAGCGAGGAGAACUGGAUAACGAGGAGGACGAGGUGCUCAUUGGGGAGCUCGGGAAAGACGACACCUCGUGGAAGUGGAUUCCCGUAACGUGCGAUAUCGGCGUCUUCACGCCAUCGACGCGACUCGUGUCCAUCGCACGAUGCCGGGGGUGGUUUUAUAUUGAAUUUUGAGUGAAUUCGGACCGCGUCGCGCGACCGCCCCGAAUCGCGUCCGAAUUCACUCAAAAUCACAAAAGAAACCGCCCACUUCAUCAUGAGGUGGUCACGACGCGCGUCGAUCAUCUCACACCGAGAUACGAACCGCGAUGCUCCGCGCAGGUCGCCGCGCCUGCUAAGGAUGGACGUCCACGAGGCCUUUCGCGUCGCGAACAAGCGGCGGGGCGACUUCGUGAAGGCGGGGCAGCGCGUCGUGAGCGCCUGGGCGCCGCGGGACGAGCGGGAGUUCUGGUCUCGCCGAUCGAGUGCGAUCGGGCCCGCGGGGACGGUUCGUAGGGUCGUGCCCGCGAGAGAUGCGGCCGAAGUGGAGCUGGACGGCCUGUGUUGCACGGAGCGGUACUGGCUACCUUUGCACGCGCUCGAGAAGGCCUCUUGUGACGAGGAGGGUUCUGAUGUCCUUGAGGUGCGAGAGGAAGCUUUAGACAGAGUGAGAAGAGCGUUAGCUAGAAUAGAGCCGCGCAAUCCACCUUAUUCAUGUAUCAGAGUCGUGAAGGGCCGGCGCUGCAUCGUUAGAUUGUCUUACGAAGACGAGGCGCGCGGCGCAGCACCGGAGGACCUGCGGUGGCGGGUCCACGUGCGCUUGUGUGGCCGCACGAGGAGAGAUGAGGCCCAGGACCGGAGCGACGCGUUGUUGAUUGAUAGAGAGAAGGCCCGCGAGGCCACUUCAUCUGCCAUGAAGCGGGGCGGGGCGCGAGACGCGCUCGCCCGGCGCCGCUCGUCGCGCAGAGCCCGUAAGGACGACGCCGAGGCCUUCAAGGCCUUCGGGACGCGGCGGCUCCUCUCGCCGGAGCGCCCGGCGUCGCGCGAGAACUCGGUGUCGAGGCCGUCCUCUCGCAACACGAGCCGGCCCGCGAGCCGCGAAACAUCGAGACCGGCGUCGCGCGAGACGUCGCGGCCAACGUCGGCCGCGGCGUCGCGCGUCGGCACCGAGGACGGGAGCGUGGCGCCCGAGCGCUCGGCGAGCGACUGGGCCGCGCCGAAUCAUCUGGAGCGAGACCUCCCGUCGUCCUACAUCCGAGGGCUCGGGUUCGAGGAGUACUGCCGAGGGGAUGCGGUCUGGUCGGCUCGAGCGCGCGCCUCAUUGUGUGAAGCCGUCGCCGAUUGUGUCGAUGUGAAGCGGGGCCGACUCGUACUCGACGGCCUCGAGGACAGCAUCGACGAGGAAGAGCAAUGGAGUUGUGACGUGGCCUGCCUUGUCAGAGACGUGCCGUGUCGGCUGCGGUUCACUACCACUCAACAGGAGCUGCGUAUAGUAUUAGCUUGGUGCGACGCGCACGUUCCUUCGAAGAGAGGAGCUCAUAGAUACUCGCUACAAAUGAGCGACUGGCGCUUGUUAGGCUAUGGUUCGAGGCUGGAGUGGCUCGCGGACCUUGAAAGGGCGAAAUUGUGUCGAGCCCUUUCUCUAAGACUCGAGACGCGCCACGGCGUCCCGGUGCUAUGUGUGCACCCGUCCGAUGCGUUAGUGUGGCCCACUGCUGAGACAUGGUGCGCUUUGCCUCAUGACGGCUGUGAUUUGCCUUGUAGUACAGAUAGGAUCCCUCGUACUUCCGGUAGUGACUGGCGCCUACGAGGUGUCACGUCGCGGCACUUCGCGAAUACGAAUCGCAUGCUCUGGCGGUCCGUCAUUAAGUUGGCCUGCGGCACGGCCUGUUCGAGAGAUUUAAAGGACGAUGCGGAAGGGCGAGUGGGCUUGGAGAGGUGGCUCGCGUCGGCUCGAAGAAUUGACGGCCGAAUUGAGUUGGAAGCUCGGCACGUGCCGUCCGGCGCGAAGGCGUUGUGUGUCACUUCCAUCGAAAGUUGGUUCUCAUUAGGACAAUUGCGAGCGCCGUUGCAGUGGCUUUCCAGAGACCAGCAGCGCGGCGUCGCUGCUAGACUAGUAGAGCUCGGUCUCGCGGACCCGACGACGGCUCGUUUGCGACAGAAGGUCGACUCUAUUGUUGGUGCCGAACCGCGGCGCAACGAGAGUGACGACGAGCCGAGACGAGCGCGGAAGACGCGCGUCGAACGGGAGGCUCUGCGCCGGGUCCGGAAGGAGCGGCGACGGUUGAAAAAGCAGCUGAGCAAGCCCGUCUCCAUCCAGAAGGCUUUGAAAAUUGACGACGACCUCGCCCAAUCCACGAUCGGCCAACGCUCCGAGGCGACGGCGCCGUCGCGCGCGUCGCGAAUUGUGGAAAUGCGGGAGACGACGCCGCACGCGACGCCGCACGCGAGCCCCCGUGCUACACAACUGGCGAUCCUCGACGAGCAGGCGUCCCCCAGAACGCUCCAGACGGAGUCUCUGGCGUCCCCGGGAUUACAAACGGACUCGGUCCUCACAUUACACACGGACAUCUCCCCGCUCAAGGAGGACUCUACAGUACAAUUCCACCAGGGCUCCGUGCAGACGCUACAAGCAGCUUCGCUAAUUACGACGGCCUCGGAGAAGGUGGAGCUAGCAGAAUUACCAUCGGACGAUAGCGACGGCGAGUCCUGGGGCGCGCGACCGCCGUCCGACGACGAAGGGGACGACGACGAGCUCGGCGUAUGUGAUAGACAUCGCAACGACGCGACUUUACUGGUCGAGGACGCGAUGCGACCGGGCGUUCAAUCGAAGCAGCAGCACCGCGUGUUUUUAGAAAGAGAAAAGGGUCUGCUCGAGUUGUUCUCGACUCGAAAAGCGAAAAAGCUUCUCAAGGGUGGGACCACGGAAACGGUACUGACUCAGCGUGAAAAAUGAACUUGAACUUGACGUGGUCGCGGCGAUGGCGUCUUCAUGAGACCGCAUCGCCUCGACGUCGUCGACGCGGUCGCCAGAGCGCCCACGCGCCUCGUGAGAGAGUCGCGGUCGUUUCGCGACGGUGCCGUUCCCACACAGGCCCAGGGCAAGCUCACCGUGGCCGUGGCCGCCGGCAUGGCCGUCCGACGCGAAAGAAAGGACGCUGAGAACGUUCUUAGACGAGAACAGCGUGAACAUCAGGCGUGCAAACCUGCUAUCGGUCGCGCGUCGUUCCUGCGAGAUGUGAGGAUUGCCGAGGUGCGCUACGGCACGCCCGAGGCGCGGCAGGCCCACAGGGACGGCAGGGACGCGAACGACCUGCGUAGCGAAGCGUCUUCAUUGAGGAAAGAAGUUUUAGACUUAGGAAGACAAUUGAUAGCCAUCCACGACCGAGCGGAGGUCUUGUGGACUAGAAUACAGGAUCUCGCGCCGCCGGCCGCGGGCUGGUGGGUCGCUGCCUUUAAAUUACUAGAUCCGGAGAGUCCCGAAGCGAAAGUGUCGAGUGAAGAAACAACGACGCUCGCGGAGACCCGUGUGGACAUCAACCAUGCGUCGACGGCGUCUGGGAGCAUCGUCCGACGCCAUCGAUGCGAUCCUCGCGUCUCGCCGAGUGAGAGCGGUCUCGGCACCGCGGCCCUCUGAGAGGCCCAAACUCGGACACGACCUCCGAGAGAUACACUCGAACCUCUCUCAGACCACGACAGACCCCGAGUUGAAGCCCAACUUGAAGUUUGAAACACGCAGGCCGAGACCUGGGACCCCGACGACCUGGGCGAGAAGAUCCAAAUAGGUGUGAGUAAUGAGGAAUCGAGGCGGCGGGAGCGCGUCCAGGUCGAGUGCGCGUUGUGUGCGUGCGGCGCGGAGGCGUUGCGACUCGGGGAUUUGCAGCGACGGUCGGAACUGAUGUUGAAGAAGGUGCGCAAGCACCAGAUGGGUUUGUCGAGGCUGACGACGUCUAUCAUUAGAUAUCGGUCGCGGGACUGCGAUCGCGCGGCCGCGGCGGCGGCUUCGGCCGCGAAGUUGCGCUUCACUCACUUAGCUACACCAGUUGGUUGUCGGAGCGUGCGAUCUCUCUCAGAUACGUCGUUACGAUGCGACGUGUUGGACUGCGGCUUCUCCCUACGAGUACGAACUAGACAAGCCAGGAGGCGAGAGCAUUCGGGUGCCGAGAGCACGGACGAGAGUUCAGAGGACGAGGGCGAGUCCAUGUCUGUAGAUAAAAAUGAAUGGAGAGAUAGGGCAGGAGCGGAAGCCGACCUGCACUGGGUCUACGCGCCGCCCGACGCGCGUAGGGAGCUCUGCGUGCGCGUGUCGCAUUGGGUCUGUCGGCAGACGGAGCAGGGUACAAGUCCAUUGAAGCGUAUCGCCGAAAGAAAUCAUAGAACGUUCAAAACUCGAUUACAAGUCGGGUUGCGGCCGGCGCCGCUACCCUUCGCCGCGGCGGUGGUCCGACGGCCGAGAGGUGGUGCCGCAGCCUUCUUUUCGACGGCGUUGGACGCGGGCGACGGAUUGAUUGUGGUUGCCAGAGAUGCGAACGGCGUCGAGUUGGGGCGGGAAGUCGUCGCCAAGACUACUUGGUUACAGAGAGAAGAUCCUCGUAUGGCGCGAGACGCGGCGGACGGCGGCCGGAGACGACGACCUUUAUUAGCGCGAGCGCUCGAACGGCGUCAGUUCAUGCACCGGUGUCUAGAUGCGGCCGCAGCACUCGUAGAUGGCAGAAACGCGGGAAUAAGGGAAGAUGCGGAUCGAAUCCAAAACCCGUGGGGCCGCGACCCGCACAGCGAAGCGCGCUUAAAGAGAAGCCGCGGGCCGAACGCGUCGGCGGCGCUGUCCGACCCGCACUGGCACGUGCCCACCGAGCAGUUGAGGGCGCACGCCGCGUUCAUGGCGGAACGCAUCGCCCUCGGUCUGCAACCGGAGCCGCCCGCGCCUUCAAAGGAAAAGCGCCGCGACUCGGACUCGUCCGAUUCCGACGAAGAGAACAAGCCCUCUGCUGCGGCUUCAGCAAGACAGCGCGCCAAGGAGGCGCGGCUCAUCCACCGGGGCGUGGCCAUCGCCGAGUGCUUCCCGAAGUAUCUUGGUGCUGACUCAGCGUCUUCAUUGAACUUCAACGUGACGUGGUCGCGGCGACGGCGUCGACGCGAUGCCGCGUCGCGUCGAUGGCGUCUUCAUGAGCACAUGAGAGUCUGCGCGUCGCGCGAGUGCACGGAGACAAUGUCGCGACGGUGUCUGUGCCACACAGGUGUUAUCAACGUCCAAAAUGCGGAGGCGGCCUGGCGGAACGCCGCGCGCAAGGGUGAUAACGCGCGGCAGAACGACGCCAUUUAUCGAUCUGAAAAGAAUCAGCGAGACGCUCGCACGAAAUACCACGACGCUUUGGAUACAAUGGCUCAGUGUCGUCUGACACGGUCGCCGGGCGACGCUUUACGAGCGUGUCGCGCCGCGAUACAGGCCCAGGAGAAGGCCAUGGGCCAGGCCCUCGAUCAGGUGGAGGUCGCUCGCUUGUGUGCUUGUUAUGCUGAAGCUUGUUUGGGUGCUCGUUUGGCCACGGAAGCUGUUCAAGCGGCCAAGAGAUGUUUACGAAGUCUACCGGAGCCGUGGCCGCCGAAGUGGCGCUUUUUGCUGGCCAAGGCGCAUCUGACGCGCGGCGACGUCCGGCCGGCGCGAGCAGUACUUUCUUCAUUGAUCGCCGAAUGUUCGCGGGACGACGACAAGACUCUGUACGAGAAGUGGCUCGAAAUAGCGGGCUGGGACGGCGUCGACGAGGUGACGGCGCUCGCGCGGAAGACCUUCAACGCGAAAGACGACACGAAUAUUGAGAAGAUGAACAAGCUGCGCGCGCGCGGCGUCUUGAGGUGUUGCGAUGCUGGGGGUCGUUUCUUUGUCGACUUCGAGGUCAUUCGGACGCGGUCGCUCGACGCGGUCCGAAGCGGCUCAAACUCGAAAAAAAGACCACUGGCCGCCUCCUCUCGUGGAGGCGACACGCCUCGACGCCUCGCGACGCGCGCCGACGGCCGCGGCACGCGAAACCGCCGCCCCGCGCAGGUACGGCAAGUUCGACGACUUCGAGAAAAGUGCAUUGUCGCGCGAAGCGAAGAAGAAGCAGCGCGAAGACGAGGAGCGCAAGGAGCGGGAAGAGGCGGAGCGGAGGGCGCUCGAGGCCGGGGACGACGUGCCCGAGUACGAGUCGGUCUACGAGUGGGUCACGGAUAGUUCUGAGGAUGAAUCUGUGGCAAGUGUAAAAGAACUGCCCCAGGAGAUCUGGGUGUCCAUCGAGGUCCGAAGGGGUUUGGAGCCGCUGGAGCUGCACACGGACGCUGUGGAGAGAAUUGCUGAUAGCACACCGAAGGACAGCGAGGGUCGGAGGAAGACGACGCGGCAGGUCAUCCCCGAGGCCUGCGAGUUUGUGGUCGAUGCGUGGUGUUCAAAGUACCCCGGCGCUUUAGGAUUGAAGGAGGCGAAUGCGCUGGAGACAGUGGCUCUGCGGCAGGCUCGAAGUAUCAGUAAAAAACAAUUACAACAGAGACAGGAGACCAAAGCUCAUCGCGAGCAGUUCCUCCAGGAAAUUGGGGUGGAUGAGCUGCCUCUCAGGUUAAAUGAGGCCUGCAAGUUGAAACACAAAAGUGUGUUUGGUAGGAACGAGACCUACGCGGUUCUGCGCAUCGAAGAGCGGGAAAGACAGCCCGAAAUAGUAGAGGAUGCUUCAGAUACCGAGUCGGAGCGGUCUCUGGUCGUCUUCGACGGGACGGGCAACAAGUAUAGGAUCGCGAAGAAGAUUCUCGACAUCUGCGACACGGGCGACGAUGAAGCUCCCGACCCGAACGCGCCCAAAGAGAAGGAGAAGGAGCCGGAGACGUUAGAGGAAGCGCUCGCCGUCGCAGCUAAGCGUUUGCGAGGCGUCGACACGGAUCACAGGAAACUAACAAUACAAGAACUGCAGAGAGCCCUGUUCGACGAGGACCUGAAUCCCUUCGUGACGUGGCUCACGGCGAACGCGUCGACCGUGUUCAGUGCGUUCGACGUCGACGGAGACCGGACGCUCGAUUACGACGAGCUCGUGUAUUGCAUCAGCAUGCGCGCGCGCGGCGUCUUGAGGCGUUGCGGCGCCUUCCAUGGGACUCGUACCUAACACACGAUGACGUGGCUGGUUUCUUUUGUGAUUUUGAGGCCGUUCGGACCGAGUCGGGACCGCGACCGCCGUCGAGUCGCGACUCGGUCCGAACCGGUUCAUUGAAGGACCAGAGCCCACCCACGUCAUGCUGAGAUGGACACUUCGAAACGCGAUGCUCCGCGCAGGUACGAGGAGGCCGAGAGGCAGCGAAAACAAGCUUUGGAGGACGCGAAGACUCCCGAAGAGAAGGAGCGGGAGCGCCAAGACGCCGAGUGUCUACUGAUGAGUAGGGAGGACGUCAAGCCCGAGAUCGACCAAGCGUUGACGGAUCUGGGCUUUGACUUGCUCGAGCAGAACGUGCCGGUGCUGACUCAGCGUGAAGAAUGAGCUUCAACAUGACGUGGUCGCGGCGAUGGCGUCCUCGCGAUGCCGCUUCGCGUCGAUGGCGUCUUCAUGAUCACACGAGAGUCCACGCGUCUCGUGAGUGGACGGAGACGGGUUCGCGAUUGUAUAUGUUCCACACAGGGCUUCGACCAGGACGCGGCCGAGGCCAUGCGCCAGGAGGCGGAGGAAGCCUCCUUGAUCAAGUGGGAGGUCGGCACCACAAAACCCUGUCGCACGAGGGUCCAGGGCGCGCCCGCUUCAUUUAGUUAUCUAUGCUCCCUGCCGCCGCCGAUGGCAUCUGGAGAAUGGCAGGCCCCGUACGAGGUGUUGCCAAGCUGGCAACCCCCGAAGUGGACGCUCAUCGUCGAAGUCUGGCGCAAGGAGCUGCGGGGCGACCUGUGCUUGGGCGAAGCCCGGAUAAGUGCCGGGGAUUUGUUAUUGGAGCUCAAAGCCGUGCCCAAGCCGCCGAAGGACGCGGCGACGGCUCCUACAAGUUCUCAGCCGGCCCAGAUCUCCCUCCCGUUACGCACCAGAAAACAAGCUCGGAAACGCGAACGGACGAGAAGUGGCGGUUCGGUAUCGUUACACGUCUGGCCGCCGCCGGCCUGGGCCGUCGCGCCCUCGGCCGACGAACUGUUGAUGGACGAAUUUGAAAAGCGGGAUAAUAGACGAGCGCCGCCCAAAGAGAAGAACGAGAACGUCUUCAAGAAGGACGACGAGAGCACGGUGCGAGCUCUGCGUCCGCCUUCACGCCAUCGACGCGACUCGUGACCAUCAGAGGAGGUCGUGGGUGGUUUAUUUUCCGAUUUUGGGGCCUUUCGGACCGCGUCGAGCGACGUCGACCGAAUCACCUCGAAAUCGCCUCAAAAUUCAACGAGAAACGACCCACCGCCACCAUUCCCGGACACGACGUCGCCCGAUCCUCCCUUACCACUCCACGACCGCGAUGCUCCGCGCAGGUCGCCUCCGAGCAGCCGAACGUCGACGAGCACGGCAACGUCGUCGUGACCUACCGCCAGGCCCUGGGGAAGGAGAAGAAGAAGAGCAAUGAUGAUGAUGAGGAUGACGACGGCUUGCUGCGCGGCGAGGUCGAGGACUACCAGCCGCGUCGACCGGACCGCCUGCGACCGUUCACGCGCGAGGCCAUCGAGGCGGACAAACGGGAGAAGUGGGUGUCUCGCGAGUUCCCCGACGAAAUUCGAGAGAGGACGUCGAUGGCGGAUUUGCGGGUGCGCUCGCGGCGUCCCGUACGGUGCCUUCGACUCGUGGCCAUCUCACGAUGCCGGGGGUCGUUUCUUUUUUGCUGAAGAGGCCGUUCGGACCGAACCGCGAUGCUCCGCGCAGGAUAUCGCCGCCGAGUUAGAUGAGCGAUUACGACAAGGGCAAUGGGCGGUACCGGAGCCGGAGCCGGCCCAACAACGACUGUUCGUUUUAUUGACGGACGCUCGCAACGGUUCGACCGGAGACCUAGAUGUCGCGCACGUCCUGCGCGAGGCGGGCAAGGAGUGGGGCAAGUCGUCGGCGUGGAUCGAGCCGGUGGCCGCGAAACAUAAAAAGCCGAAGAGGCCGAAACGGAAGAGUCGGAGAUCCCGGGCGUCGACCGAGGCCGACGCGCCGGCGUACAUCGCGGAGGACGCGUGGUCAUGUGUGGGGGCGCCGGCGCCGGGGCCGGCUCCAAACGGCGCGCCGGCGCCCGCGGCCUGGGCGCCCGCGCCCGCGCCGGGCCCGGCGCCCGGCCCGGCGCCGGCGCCCGGGGCCGCGCCGGCGCCGGCCCACCUCUGGACCGUCCUCGAGGAGGGCGACGCCUCCGUCUGCUCGCCGCUGCCCGACGAGGUCUCGGCGCUCGACGAGGGCUCCGUCCACGACCGCGCCGCGUCGCCCGCGCGGCCGCUUGGCGACGUCGACGGCGAGGCCGAGGACGACGUGUCGGACCUCGGCUCGCCGCGCGUGAUCCUGGACGACGACGUCUCGGAGCUCACCGAGGCGCGGGCGUAA
Molecule: messenger RNA, 10615 nt
Organism: Pelagomonas calceolata
Lineage: Eukaryota; Pelagophyceae; Pelagomonadales; Pelagomonadaceae
Source: the annotation of a GenBank genome assembly